CGCCGGAGGGUGAGGAGCUCCGUCCGGUUUCCAUAGGAACGGGGUCGCUGGCCCGGCUCGAGGGACGAAAAUGUCCGAGUGGAGCUGGACCGCCGAGUACGCCUACAAGCUCCCCGCCGCCACCAUGUGCGAAUUCUGCUCGGUGAUGGACUCGCUGGGCGGCGGCGACUGGAACCGCUUCGCCUCCUCCCUUGUCAGUGACAUGACUGAACUUCGAUUGCUGGAGAGCACAGGCAAACCCGGUCGGACACAGAAUGUCAUGUGGUACUGGAUGAACCGUAAUGGGACUGUGGGAGAUCUGCUGCACAUUCUCACCAGUCUAAACCUCGGGCGAGCCAGGGACAUCAUCCUGUCAGGGAGGCCGAGCAUAUGCCCAUUGCUGCCCCCCAGGACGGAUCCCUACAUCCCGCGACCACCUGCAGAGCCGUUACCAGAACCUAGCCCAGUGCCGAGCAACUGGUCAGACCCUGGGAAGAGCCAGCGCUGGAAAGCGAGUGAGCAGGCGACGGUGACUGUCAAUACUCCCUUGCCAAAACCGGUGUUACCACGUCCGCCCACACCUCCCAACAUCCUGCUCACAGAUGUCAACCAAUCCAGCUUUAGUAGCAAGGACAGUUGGAGCAAGGAUCCUGCUUUACUAUCUUCGAUGUCCUCCUCCAUGAUGACCAAGUCCCUGUUCUUUUGGCCACUCCAUGAGCUCAGAGCGGGUACCUGUGACUUUGCAGACAGCCAGAAGAUCGGCGAAGGAGGGUUCGGCUGUGUGUACCGAGCAUUGAUGCGCCACACCGAGUACGCUGUGAAGCGACUGAAGGAGGAUUCCAAUUUGGAUUGGAAAUCUGUGAGAGGGACUUUUCACACGGAACUGGAGAAGCUGUACCAGUACCGACACCCAAACAUCGUGGAUUUGGCCGGUGGCUGUGUGCAGGACGGUGUGUACUGCCUGGUGUACAUUUACAUGCCCAACGGAUCGCUGCAGGACUGGCUCCAGUGCCAGGAUGGCACCGCUCCACUCCCGUGGCUGAGGCGACUGGACGUGGCUUUGGGAACUGCUCGUGCGAUACAGUUCCUGCACUCGAGCAAGCCCAGCCUCAUCCACGGAGAUAUCAAGAGUUCCAACAUCCUCCUGGAUGAAAAUUUUGUUCCAAAGCUUGGGGACUUUGGGCUGGCACGUUUUAGCCAAUAUUCCAAUAACCCUGGGAAAAGCUGCACGAUAGCAAAGACCAAGACGCUGCGGGGAACCCUGGCAUACCUUCCUGAUGAAUACAUCAAGAGUGGGCAACUGUCCGUGGAACUAGACACCUACAGCUUCGGAGUGGUCCUGUUGGAGAUCCUCACUGGACGCAAAGCCUUGGAGAGUGAUGGGUCAGCCAAGCCCAAGUACCUGAAGGACCUCGUUGAGGAGGAGGAGGAGGAGGAGUGUGAUGUUGGCGAGGCAGAGGGCCGGAGCCUGCGGGUCGCUGAUCGCAUCUGCCGCUGUCACCUGGACAGGAAGGCUGGAAGGUACCCAGGCUGUCUCCCUGUACAGCUCUGCGCUCUCGCCUGUGAGUGCCUGCAGCGCCAGAGAAAGAGAAGACCAAAAAUGACCAAGGUUUAUGAGCAGCUGAAGACUCUGAGGACGCUUGGUCAGGCCUCUGGUCCAGCAGGAGGUCAGUUUGAUGCUGGCUCACAGAUCGGAGGGGGCUCGGAGCCUGUGGACGCCCUGGCGGAGAGGUUGCGGAGCUCCUCGCUCAGUCCUGUGGAGGACACUUACAGAUUCGCCUCGCAGUUACACCAGCCCCUGGACCACGGCCGCUCUCAGAGCCACCCUAGACCCUCCGUCUCGUGCGCUGCUCGCCCGUCCCUGUACCACUCACGGCCGGAGCGUAGACAUGGUGACUGUAGCUCAGUGCCCUCCCUCUCCUCCUACAGCAGGCGGUGUCAGCCCGUGGAGAGCAAGGAGAGCUCCAUCGAUGAUGGAGGUGGUGACAGCAGCAGCUUUUCCCAGCGCAGACUGCCCCAGUGGAACUGUGAUACCAAACCGUCCUUGCCAGCUUACACUCCCCUGCCUCUACACAAGGACUCUCGACGUUUGGCACCAAGUGGCCAAACUGGGUUAUCCCGACCAGAGGCUGUCAGUGACUCAACAGGAGCUGCAGCUUUGUCUAUCUCAGGCACUUCUCAAGAUUCGUCAAUCCCCAGUCACCAGAUCAUAGUCAACCCAGCGAAGCAAAGGAUACUGGAGCAGUUUGAACUUUAUAACGCGGGACAGAUUGACAGCAGCGAGCUGCUGUGCUCCAACCCCAGGCAUGCCGACAGGUUGAGUCUCGAACGGCGAGCACCAGAGGAGAGUGAUGACUUUGACUUCUCCUGAAAGAGGAUGGGGCGGGGCGAGACGGGUUUACCGUUUAAACCCACAGCCGGGAGCACCGGACGGAAGAGAGAACCCCACUGGAUCGUGCCCCGGGAGCCCAGUCGCCAGGGUCAUAUCGUCAUCUCUGUGCUCUCCCACAGCCGCAUUGCUCGAUUUAAUGCAGUCACGGGUCUUCCUGCAGAAGCCAGGGCUGCUGUCCUUCGAUACCAGGCAAUUUCGAAGACGGACAGGGGAGAACUGACUGCGUCAUUCCCUCAGGGUACAGAGGCUGGCACCAAAGGAGCAAAGUCAGAACAACGCUUUCAGCUCCCCCCCACCUUGAGUUCACUCUCGCCACCCCACCCCACCCUGCCAUUCGGGGGGAGCUCUGAGCCUGGGAGGUUCAGCUUUGCUCUAGUACAUCACUGGCCUUGACCUGUGGCCCUGCGGAUUUGCCGCUGAGUAUUUGUUACUUUUCCACUCACUGCCUGUGGGAGCUGUUGCCAGACUGACCCAGUCGGGGCUUGGCGAGCUCUCCCUCCGCCCCGUGACCUGGUGCGGUCGGUGAGACAUUUUUGAUGGGAAGGUGGGUUUUAAACAUUUUGCACCCAACCUGCAAAGAUUCUGAGGGUUUUUCUCUACCUCGGUGUGACAUUCCCAAGAUUAAUCCUCUCCUGUGUACACUUGAGGGUGAAUGGAGAAGACCUAGCAUGGGAACAGAAGAGACAGCAGUAGGCUGUUCGGCCCCUCAGGCCUGUGACAGCACUGAAUAAGAUGGCAGCCAGUUUGGAAUUUCCACAGGGGUCCAAUCCUUCAGCUGAAGGAGACUUAAUUCGUUUGGGGUCUCCAUGAGACGUUUGCUUUUCAGUAUUCUGCGGUGGGGGUGGGGCAGGUGUUUACAAAGUCUUAUUUACAAUAAACAGACAAAUAGUUUUCUGCGUCGUGUUUAUGGUUGGAUUCAAGAGGUGAAAGAUUUUCAGCUGGUCAGGGAGGUGAAACGUACCAGGGCUCUCUGUUCCGUAGGCUUGUGUCACAGGGGCCUGGUCCACCCUUUGACGUUCAAUGGCAUUAGCAUCAUUGAAUGCCCUGUUAUCAACAUCGUGGGGGGUUACCAUCUCCAACAAGAGAGAAUCUAACCAUCACCCCCUUGACGUUCAAUGAUGUUACCAUCACUGAAUCCCUCUGCCACCAUCAACAUCCAGGAGGCUAUCAUGUACCAGAA
Messenger RNA from Chiloscyllium plagiosum (whitespotted bambooshark), 3551 nucleotides. The record is from RefSeq and is a predicted model, not a curated record. NCBI's taxonomy places the organism in Eukaryota, Metazoa, Chordata, Chondrichthyes, Orectolobiformes, Hemiscylliidae.